AUGAUGGUGAUGGUGAACAGCGGUGCGUGCGUGCGUGCGUCCGUGUGCGUCCGUGUGCGUCCGUGUGCGUCCGUGUGCGUCCGUGUGCGUGUGUCCGUGUGCGUGUGUCCGUGUGCGUGUGUCCGUGUGCGUGUGUCCGUGUGCGUGUGUCCGUGUGCGUGUGUCCGUGUGCGUGUGUCCGUGUGCGUGUAUGUGUGUGUGUGUGUGUGUGUGUGUGUGUGUGUGUGUGUGUGUGUGUGUGUGUGUGUGUGUGUGUGUGUGUGUGUGUGUGUGUGUGUGUGUGUGUGUGUGUGUGUGUGUGUGUGUGUGUGUGUGUGUGUGUGUGUGUGUGUGUGUGUGUGUGUGUGUGUGUGUGUGUGUGUGUGUGUGUGUGUGUGUGUGUGUGUGUGUGUGUGUGUGUGUGUGUGUGUGUGUGUGUGUGUGUGUGUGUGUGUGUGUGUGUGUGUGUGUGUGUGUGUGUGUGUGUGUGUGUGUGUGUGUGUGUGUGUGUGUGUGUGUGUGUGUUGUGUGUGUGUGUGUGUGUGUGUGUGUGUGUGUGUGUGUGUGUGUGUGUGUGUGUGUGUGUGUGUGUGUGUGUGUGUGUGUGUGUGUGUGUGUGUGUGUGUGUGUGUGUGUGUGUGUGUGUGUGUGUGUGUGUGUGUGUGUGUGUGUGUGUGUGUGGUGUGUGUGUGUGUGUGUGUGUGUGUGUGUUUGUUUUAG
This is a messenger RNA of Closterium sp. Yama58-4, 699 nucleotides long. The record is from the annotation of a GenBank genome assembly. NCBI's taxonomy places the organism in Eukaryota, Viridiplantae, Streptophyta, Zygnematophyceae, Desmidiales, Closteriaceae.